Molecule: messenger RNA, 669 nt
Organism: Cladophialophora carrionii CBS 160.54
Lineage: Eukaryota; Fungi; Ascomycota; Eurotiomycetes; Chaetothyriales; Herpotrichiellaceae
Exons: 3
Coding region: 1-669 (222 amino acids)
Source: RefSeq, a predicted model, not a curated record
AUGAGGUUGCUCAAAGUCGCGGCUUCCCUCGCUCUUGCAUCGGUAGUUGCUGCGGUACCUGAUCUGUUUAAGGUCAGAAGGGAUGCUUCGUCGAACUCGACCUGCGUCUCUCAAAGUGACGCCGAGAACAUCGUUGCCAAGUUUAUGACCGUCAUGGAACAUACAGAUGUCAACGCUGCCAACGAGACGGUGCAAGAGCUUCUCAGUGACAGUUUUACCGAGACAAGCGAUUCGAUCAACACCAUUGCAGGCAACGCUCUCGGCAGUAUUACCUUUCCCAAUAAGGUAGCUUACAUCGCUUCCAUUCUGAAUGCACCAGCACCGCGCAACAUUACAACACUCAAGCUCAUGCCCGCUGGCUGUACCAACAUUCUGUGGUAUUGGAAGAUGCAGGUCGGUACCGACUUGGUGCCGGUCCAAGGGUUCAACUUGAUGGAAGUUGGCGAGAAUAACAAACUACUCGGGCAACUCAUCGAAUUCAACAGUAUCGCGUGGGCCGUUAACACAGGAUUCACUGUCAAGAACCGUGUCGGGCAGAACGUCCCUGUGCCCGGCCAAAUCUCGGCGUCUGCUACUGGCCUUGCUUCCUCGGCUGCAAGCGUGUCAGCAACAUCAGUGCUCCCUCUCUUGCUGACAGCUGUUGUCAGCUAUUGGGGAGCUCGUCUUUGA